Molecule: messenger RNA, 723 nt
Organism: Acanthosepion pharaonis
Lineage: Eukaryota; Metazoa; Mollusca; Cephalopoda; Sepiida; Sepiidae
Source: the annotation of a GenBank genome assembly
AUGCCUGGUUCACUCACUAUCUAUCUAUCUAUCUAUCUAUCUAUCUAUCUGUUUGUUCAUAUCUACCUAUCUAUCUAUCUCUCUAUCUAUUUAUCUAUGUCUCUAACUAUCAAUCUAUCAACGUAUCUGUUUGUUCAUAUCUAUCUAUCUAUCUAUCUCGGGCUUUUCAUAUCUAUCUAUCGACCUGAGCCUUCUGUUCAUAUCUAUCUAUCUAUCUAUCUAUCUAUCUAUCUAUCUAUCUAUCUAUCUAUCUAUCUCAGGCUUUUCAUACCUUUUAAUAUAUCUAUCUAUCUCGCACGCUAUCUGUCUCAGUCUGUUCAUAUCUAUCUAUCUAUCUAUCUAUCUAUCUAUCUAUCUAUCUAUCUAUCUGUUUAUUCAUAUCUAUCUAUCUAUCUAUCUAUCUCGGGCUUUUCAUAUCUAUCCAUCGAUCUGAGCAUUCUGCUCAUAUCUAUCUAUCUAUCUCAAGUCUUUUCGUAUUUAUCUAUCUUUCUAUCGCAGUCCAAAUCUAUCUAUCUAUCUAUCUAUCUAUCUAUCUAUCUAUCUAUCUAUCUAUCUAUCUAUCUCAGGUUUUUCAUACCUUUUAAUCUAUCUAUCUAUCUAUCUAUCUAUCUAUCUAUCUAUCUAUCUAUCUAUCUCAGGCUUUUCAUACCUUUUAAUAUAUCUAUCUACUUAUCUAUCUAUCUAUCUAACUAUCUAAAACCUGGAAUGGAAAUCCGUAUUUAA